Messenger RNA from Symbiodinium necroappetens, 309 nucleotides. The record is from the annotation of a GenBank genome assembly. NCBI's taxonomy places the organism in Eukaryota, Dinophyceae, Suessiales, Symbiodiniaceae.
AUGGGGGCACUGUGCUGCAAGCAGAACCCGCUUAGGUUCGUACACUGUGCACUGCACAUGUUCUCGUGGCAAAGUUGCUUGGUCGAGGAGUACACGGUGCACUACGAUCGCACAGCGGGUGCGCCCAGCAUGGCCUUCAGCUAUGCAGGAGACGUGGCAUGCGGCACCUGCAAGGGCGAGCGCAUCGUUCGCGAUGGUCCAUCUCUGCUCAGUGAAGGUGCAUCAAAGCCAGAUGGCUUGACAAGCCUUCGCAAGCUCAAGCACCUGCCCACUACGCGGCGGCUGGACACCUUUUCGGGAUCCUUCUGA